Molecule: messenger RNA, 1820 nt
Organism: Aureobasidium pullulans EXF-150
Lineage: Eukaryota; Fungi; Ascomycota; Dothideomycetes; Dothideales; Saccotheciaceae
Exons: 2
Coding region: 24-1649 (541 amino acids)
Biological process (GO): negative regulation of transcription by RNA polymerase II
Cellular component (GO): Sin3-type complex
Molecular function (GO): histone deacetylase binding
Source: RefSeq, a predicted model, not a curated record
ACAUUACGGACAAGCUAUCGGACAUGAUCCAGACCUUCACGCAGGACCAGCACCAACACUACCGUGCACAGCUGCAGGCUAUCCAGGUCGACAUGACGAUGAUCCUGAGAGCGAAUCCUUACGAGAACAGACCUCUGGACGAUUCGGCCGAAGAUGUCGAGCAGGAGAUUGAGAAUGUCACUGGCGGCAGCUUGCCAAACACGGACGCUGCUGUCAAGGACUACCUCGCUCUGGCCGGCAAGCGCUACCACGAAUACGUCCAGCAGAUCAACCACGCCCUGGAGCAACGCGACGCUGAUCUGACUGCUCUACAAAACCGGUACGAUGCAGCCGUGGCCGAGUUAGAAAAGAGCUCGAGUUACAAAGUCCAGGUUGCACAGCGCGAGCACCUGGAACUGGCGACAACGGUGCGAAGCCGUCUGAUCAACAGUGUCACCAAGAAGCGCGACAAGCUGCUGCGCGAAAAGGAGCAGCUCGACAUUGCAGACAACUCGGCCCUGUUCUUCCAUCCCAGCCAGUUCACUGUCAACAUCCCCCAGAGCCCCGGCGGUAUCCAGAGCAACCGUAAGACGCGCCACACUCGCCAUCGCGUUGGCGAAGCCGAAGAAGAACGCCAGAGAAAGCGCAAGGCCCCGGCCGACGAAGAGGCCACCGAUUCGCCUGCCCCGUCCUUCCGUCCCCUGCAGAACGACACCAACGGUGCAAGCUCGCCCUUCCACGAUGCCCGCACGAAGACUCUCUACACCCAAUACGAAGCACCCGCCUUCUCAAUCGAUCGUCUGUUCACAGAGAAAGAGUUGAAUCACGCAACUGUUGUCGCCCAGCUCGCAACCCACCACUUCUUCCACCAGCCCCAAACCAAUCACCAGAACCCCGAAAACCCUCCUUCGCUCGCCUCAGUUGACGGUGCUGCCGAUGCCGUUACCGGGCCGCCUGCCAUCACCGCCGAGAUCGACGACAUUGUCUCGACUCAACCCAACGGUUCACCACCGCCCACACAAGCACCAGAGAUGGAGCGUAAUAUCUCCCACCAUGCUACACGUGGUGCUACAAGAGCCAACCCCCUGGCCGCCCUCUCAGAAGCCGCUGCUCUGACCUCGACUACCACAAAUCCCUUCGUACCUGUUCUGAUCCCUAUCACAAAAACCGACAAGGGCGCACCCACCCCUCCUGGUGUGAGCGCUGGCGAAGUCGACAGCGAUAUUGCGCUCAUGCUUAGAGAGGAUGACGCCCCCACAUCAAACCCAGAACAAGACGAGAAUCUCAGCAACCUCCAACAAAUACGCGAACGUCUGCUCGAGCAGGCCUGCCAAACCACAAACGGCGUCGCACCAUUCCGACUUCCAAUACUCGAGACUGGCCCCGCAGCCAUUAGUGGUGGUGUGAACAGAAUCCCUCCAUAUGGCUUCGCAGAUCCAGAGUCUCUGCGCUUUGCACUCAGAAAUGGCGCUGGUGUUGGCACCGCUGCUGCCCCUCCGCCAGCACCUAUUGUCAAUGGCAAUAUUGCUGCUCUUACGGCUGCUCCUGCCAGCGUCAUUGGCGCUGCCAUACCUAUGAGCAGAACAACAAGCUAUGCUGGUAGUGAGGCUGGUGCUGCUAGCGAGGCCGGCGGCGUAGGCAUGCGGAGAGUCAGGAGCAGAUUCGGUUGAUCUGUCUUCCUUGAUACUCAACUUUCUCUUUCUUGCUGUCACGACCUCUUGAACACAGUCCAAAGCGACUUUAGCCCGAUUUCUUGGAGCAUUUUCACACGGCGUUUCUGCUAUUCGUCUAUUGUUAGGUCCACCAGAACAGUCCCAACUAAUUCUUCACCGUCCCAAGCU